AAAAACUGUUUGGUGCUGCCUAGGAAAUUUAUAUAUAACGACCUUCCCCUCGCAUACGAAAACAGCAGUUCGAAGAGGAGUGAUGUGCAACGGACGUUAUUAACUGUGUUCUUCGUUAACGUUAACGAAUUACGUUCUACGUUAAAUUCUGUUAAAAAGUGUCGUUCAUUUUUUGUUGCUAAACACAUUAAAACUAUCCCAUAAUGUCAUUUUCAAAAGCUAGAAUUCAAAGAUUUAAUGAAUUCGAAAAUGACGUACCUCCACCAGGGGCAUAUGAUCCGAAGUUUGAUAGCAAGGUGAAAGGUCUUGUUAUUGAAAAAUCAGAAAGAUUUUAUGACGGCAAAAGUGUUGCUAGUGCAGAGAGCAAUGUAACAAUAUGCAGUAAACAUGCAAAUAAUGUUGCAGCCAGUUUUAGAACACCACAAUUACCACGGAAACAAAAUCUAGAGCAAACAAGAUCAAGUUCGAAACUAAAACCACGUGCACUUAUUGUUUCUAAUGACCAAAAAUUAAAAUACAAUACCCAGCAUCACCUUGCUGAUCUGCAAGUAGAAUGUUUCAACAAAGACAAGACGAUAGAGGAACUGAAGAAACACAUCGAAGACAUGAAGGAGGAAGUGCGAAAAUUGGAAUUGCAACUCGAAGAAUUACGCAAGAAACAAACAGACGUGGAAGAGCAACACCGAAAGGACAUAGAAACAAUGGCUACAAUGCAACAAGAGAUCUUAAACGAUUACGACGAGAAGCAUCAAAUAGAAGUGAAACAUCUUCGUUGUCAGCUUUCAGAAGUCUUGGAAGAGAAAGAACGCGAAAUUCAAGCAAGAAAAACUAUAGAAGGUGACCUUAGAAAUCGUAUCGCGGAUUUCUCGAAAAGAAUAGUUGCAUUAGAAUCUGAAUUAAUAGACAAAAGGCAUACAAACAUUGACAGAGUUCAACUUCUCGAAAUACAAAUCGAAGAACAAAGGACAAGAUUAGAAGAUAUAACAAUAAGUCACAAACAUGAAGUUGAUUUAUUGGAGCAGGAGAAGUCUAAACUCAAUUCGUAUGUUGAUAAUUUAACGGAUGAACGUGAUAAAUUGGAGCUAAAAUUGCAAAAGCGACAAGAUGUAAUUCUCGAACUACAAGGUCAAUUAUCCACUAUUCAAUGUGAAUUGGACGAACUGAAAGCUGAAUAUGAAAAAGUUAUUGAAAAUUCUUCAAAGCAAAUAGACGAUCUUAAAUAUAAAUAUGAAAAAGAAACUGAUCAAUUGAAGCUCUCUUUUGAAAAAGAGAAGACGAUUCUUGUCAAUGAAAACCAAUUUGAAAUAUCGCGCAGGAUAGAAAUUGAAGCUAAAAUGAAAGAUAUUGACCAGCAAAAUAAUUUUCUUACGGAAGAACUGGAAAAUGUUCAAAAACUUUUCAAAGAUGUUAGUAGUCGUUUGCGCAAAGCACAUCAAGAAUUAGAGGAAUCAGAGAGGAAACAUGUCCUUGUUUUGAAGAAACACCAGGAGGAAUUGGCUGAUGUAAUGAAACUUCACGACGAAGAAAAAUAUGAACUGGAGCAACAAUUGGAGAGUGCAAGAAUGGAUUAUAUAAAAGAAAUAGAAAAUCUAACGAUAGCGAGAGACAAAGAAAUAACAGAAGUAAAAGAAACGGUGACUAAAAAGAGCGAAGAAGAAAUCAAACGAGUUAAACAGUAUGCCGAUAAAAUAGUAGCAAAUGCAGAGGCUGUUACUAGAGAAACAUUAGCAGCUUGCCGUACCGAAUGCGAAGAAAGAGUAAAAAGAGUGAUUGCUGAUAGUGACGCGAAAAUAAACGCUAUGAUCAGAGAGGCAAAGGUUACCGUGGAGGAAGAAAUGCGACUCACCGCGGAAAGGUAUAAAGCAUGUUUAGCGCACGUAGAAAUGGAACGAGCGGCGUUAGAUGAAAAACUAGCGCACAAAGAUGCCGAAAUUAAUAGACUUUCUGCGACUCUUAAAGAAUUAAAGAACUCGGCAGAAACUCAGGAAAGUUUUAGCCAGAGUUUACAAUUAGAAUUGGAUAGAGCAGAAACAGAAUUGGCAGAAAAGAAAGAGGAAUUGCGAGCUCUGAAAGAUCAAAUUAGAACCGAGGCAGCAGAAAUGGUGGCUCGACGAAAGAGGUUCGAAGUUGUAAUGGCUGAAAAUCAAGCCUCAGUUGCUGCCUUAACCAAACGUCUGGCCCAAAGUAAUGCUGAAGUGGAAAGGUUACAGCAUGAAUUGAAACGAGGUGAAGAUUGUAUCGACGAGCAUCGUGAUUUACUGAGUAUUAUGCGCAACAAUUCCAAAAUAGUACAUGAACAAGUGCGCGUUUUGAUGGAAGAAUUGGACAUUAAAAAGGGAUUGGUUGAUCAACUUGAAGCUGAAAGUAUAAGCGAAAUGGAAUCAUUAAAAUCUGUAUUCGAGGCUAAGAUUGGUGAUUUCAAGAACAUAGCAGCCAAAAAAGUUGCGAAAUUACAAGCCGAAAAUGAUGUAAAGACUGCUCAAAAUGUUGAGAUGAAAAACCAACUUCAAGAAAUGGCUAAUCAUCUCGCCGAAGCACAAAAUAUGCUGCUUAAAUUGGAAGAGAGAAACGAUGCUCAAGAACUUGAAAUUUCUCGGGUGGCAAUGCUAAACGACAAGCUUAACGCACAGUUGAAAGAACAUGAAACAACGAUAGAAGACUUGAAUAAAUUGCUAGAACAUCAAUCGCAAGCUCAUAAAGUUAGCUUAAACGAAAAAAAUGUUGAAUUAUUUGAAGAAGAACGAAAGAACCGGGAAAGUUUUGAAAAAGAACUUAUGGAAAAGCUCGAGGAAGAAAAAGCUCGUAGAGAAGCCGCCGAAGAGGAAAUGGAAAAGCUUUCCAAAUAUAACGAGCAACUUUUAAAAGAUUAUCAAGAGAUUCAUGAAAAAUAUGCUGAAGUUGUUGGUCAUCAUAAUCACAGGCAAAGAAUUAAGCAUGUGUCUCAGCUUAAAGAUAAAAUCAAUCAACUGGAACAGGAUUUGUAUGCGAAAACGAGGACAAUAGAACAGCUACAAAAAGUUACAGAAAAAAUGAAAGCUGAAGAGAAGCGCGCGCACUGUAAAGGAAAAGAAAAUAUAUCAGGAGUGUCGCAGAGUUUUACAACACCUGUUCCUUCUCCACAUAAACCAUUAACGCCAUUAAAAAAUCGAAAUUAAUCUCGAUAUAUCAUUAAAAUAUUACUCGUUCACGGUUUCCUUAAACGCCAGUUUCAUAAAUGUCAUAAUUGUUAUAUUACUGUAAUCCUUGCGGUUAUUAUAAAUGCGAGUUGAUAAUAAUUUAAUUCGUACACUAAAAACUCACGCACUAAACUCUCCAUGCACACACAUGAUUGUAUUAGAAUUAUUUAUCGAUGCAAUAAUUAUUAAUUUGCAUUUAUGA
Messenger RNA from Heterotrigona itama, 3378 nucleotides. The record is from the annotation of a GenBank genome assembly. Lineage: Eukaryota; Metazoa; Arthropoda; Insecta; Hymenoptera; Apidae.